AUGUCUGGACGCGGAAAGACCAGAGGCAAAGCCAGAGCUAAGGCCAAGACUCGCUCUUCAAGAGCAGGUCUGCAGUUCCCAGUGGGCCGUGUUUACAGGCUGCUGAGGAAAGGCAACUAUACUGAACGCGUCGGUGCCGGAGCCCCAGUCUACCUGGCCGCUGUGCUGGAGUACCUGACCGCUGAGAUCCUGGAGCUGGCUAGAAACGCUGCCCUCGACAACAAGAAGACCAGGAACAUCCCCCGUCACCUGCAGCUGGCUGUCCGCUACGACAAGGAGCUCAACAAGCUGCUCGGAGGAGUCACCAUCACUCAGGGAGGCGUUCUGCCCGACAUCCAGGCUGUGCUGCUGCCCAAGAUGACCGAGAAGCCCGCCAAGGCCAAGUAA
Molecule: messenger RNA, 387 nt
Organism: Fundulus heteroclitus (mummichog)
Lineage: Eukaryota; Metazoa; Chordata; Actinopteri; Cyprinodontiformes; Fundulidae
Product: histone H2A-like
Exons: 1
Coding region: 1-387 (128 amino acids)
Cellular component (GO): nucleosome
Molecular function (GO): DNA binding; protein heterodimerization activity; structural constituent of chromatin
Source: RefSeq, a predicted model, not a curated record